CUCCCCUUAUAAAUACUGAUUUCUCCCUCCCUCCCACUCCCCAAACCCUGUAUCUUCCAUUGUUUCUCCUCACAGCAUAUGUCUCAGAGACCCGCCGUUCCUCAUUCCUCUUCAAUAGCCUUCGGUCUCCAUUCCCAUCUCCUGGUCUCCAGUGAGAUGAACCCUAAUUCCAACUGGUCUUAUUAUCUCUCCUCUCAUUAGCCCUUUUCGGUUUCCUCCUUACCCAUUUUCUUCUCCCUUCUUUUUCAUCCUUUCUUUUCUUUUUUUUUUUUUUUUUAUAUUCUUUUCAAGAACCCCUGCAAGUCCAGUGCUUUUAGAAAAUCCCUUUCUUUUCUUCCAUACCCAAUCCGUCUCUCCUAUCAAGAUCUGAUCUUUCGGCUAACAGAAAUCGAGAUGGGUCUUAAAGGUUUCGUCGAAGGAGGCAUUGCCUCGAUCGUUGCCGGCUGUUCCACCCACCCACUUGACCUCAUCAAGGUCCGGAUGCAGCUCCAGGGUGAAACCCACGUCCCAAAUCCAGCCAUUCAGACUCUCCGCCCCGCUUUCGCUUUCAACAACCCCUCCGCGGCUGCUGCUGCUGCCCAAACUGCCAUCCACGCGCCACCACCACCACCUCCAGCACCGCGCAUCGGUCCCAUUUCUGUUGGGAUCAAGAUCGUCCGAACUGAAGGCGUAGCGGCUCUCUUCUCCGGUGUGUCAGCAACCGUCCUGCGCCAAACUCUCUACUCUACCACCCGCAUGGGCCUUUACGAUAUCAUGAAACAAAAAUGGUCUGACCCCAGUUCGGGCAACAUGCCUCUCGUUCGCAAGAUAGCAGCUGGCCUGAUCGCCGGCGGAAUCGGUGCCGCCGUCGGAAACCCAGCCGACGUUGCCAUGGUUCGCAUGCAAGCCGACGGCCGUCUUCCCCCAGCCCAACGACGCAACUACAAGAGCGUGGUCGACGCCAUCACAAGGAUGGCGAAACAGGAAGGAAUCACUAGCCUGUGGCGUGGCUCUUCUCUGACGGUGAACCGCGCGAUGAUCGUGACAGCGUCACAACUUGCAUCCUAUGAUCAGAUCAAGGAGACGAUCCUGGAUCACGGUCUGAUGAAGGAUGGACUUGGGACACACGUGACCGCGAGUUUCGCGGCGGGUUUCGUGGCUUCGGUGGCGUCGAAUCCGGUGGAUGUUAUCAAGACCAGGGUGAUGAACAUGAAGGUGGAGCCCGGCGCAGCGCCACCUUACUCCGGCGCACUGGAUUGUGCGAUGAAGACUGUGCGCGCGGAGGGGCCGAUGGCUCUGUACAAGGGGUUUAUCCCCACGAUUUCGAGGCAGGGACCAUUCACCAUAGUGCUGUUCGUGACCCUCGAACAGGUCCGAAAGGUUCUGAAAGAUUUCUAAUUCGGAGGGGGAAUGGACGACGGAUGAUGAACCGAUUGAUGAUGACGAAGAACCCACCAAAAUAAUAAUGAAUAUUUUUAAGUAUUAUUGAAUAUUGAUUUUUUUUUGCUUCUAGUGUUGGAUUCCCUGAUUCCUGAAGAACGGGGAAAACGAGGCAUUGAACAGCUAGAAAUUAGAAUAUAGUAUUGAUAAUGGAAUUUUAUGAAUUAUUUCCAUUUUCAGAGGAACUAAAUGAAAUUAACAGUAUGUUUUAAGAAUUUUUGAUGUA
Nelumbo nucifera (sacred lotus) is the source of this 1645-nucleotide messenger RNA. The record is from RefSeq and is a predicted model, not a curated record. Lineage: Eukaryota; Viridiplantae; Streptophyta; Magnoliopsida; Proteales; Nelumbonaceae.